Messenger RNA from Myotis brandtii (Brandt's bat), 7233 nucleotides. RefSeq names its product family with sequence similarity 199, X-linked (gene FAM199X). Bases 117 to 1277 code for a protein of 386 amino acids. The record is from RefSeq and is a predicted model, not a curated record. The transcript is spliced from 6 exons. NCBI's taxonomy places the organism in Eukaryota, Metazoa, Chordata, Mammalia, Chiroptera, Vespertilionidae.
UGCGGCGGGCACACCCAGGCGCGGCGGCGACGGCGGACAGUUUAGAGUGGGGGCAGGGGCGGACGUGGGAGCAGACCGGGACCAGAGAGGUAGCCCGCGCUCGGCCAUCUCCAGCCAUGUCUGACGAGGCGUCGGCCACCACUUCGUAUGAGAAGUUUCUGACCCCUGAGGAACCCUUCCCGCUUCUGGGACCCCCUCGCGGGGUGGGCACCUGCCCGAGCGAGGAGCCGGGCUGCCUGGACAUCAGUGACUUCGGCUGCCAGCUGUCCUCUUGCCAUCGUACCGACCCGCUCCUCCGCUUCCACACUAACAGGUGGAACUUAACUUCUUGUGGAACAAGUGUUGCCAGCUCAGAAUGCAGUGAGGAGCUGUUUUCAUCAGUUUCUGUUGGAGAUCAAGAUGAUUGCUAUUCACUGUUAGAUGAUCAAGACUUCACUUCUUUUGAUUUAUUUCCUGAGGGGAGUGUCUGCAGUGAUGUCUCUUCUUCUAUUAGCACAUACUGGGAUUGGUCAGACAGUGAGUUUGAAUGGCAGUUACCGGGCAGUGACAUUGCCAGUGGGAGUGAUGUGCUUUCUGAUGUCAUACCCAGUAUUCCAAGUUCACCUUGCCUGCUUCCUAAAAAGAAAAACAAGCACAGGAAUUUAGACGAACUUCCUUGGAGUUCAAUGUCAAAUGAUGAACAGGUGGAAUAUAUUGAGUAUCUGAGUCGCAAAGUCAGUACUGAGAUGGGUCUUCGGGAGCAACUUGAUAUUAUUAAAAUAAUUGAUCCUUCUGCUCAAAUCUCCCCUACAGACAGUGAGUUUAUUAUUGAACUUAACUGUCUCACAGAUGAAAAACUGAAGCAGGUCAGAAACUAUAUCAAGGAGCAUAGCCCUCGCCAACGGCCUGUACGAGAGGCCUGGAAGAGAAGCAACUUUAGUUGUGCAAGCACCAGUGGAGUGAGCGGUGCCAGUGCCAGCAGCAGCAGUGCCAGCAUGGUCAGUUCAGCAAGCAGCAGCGGGUCCAGUGUUGGAAACUCUGCUUCAAACUCCAGUGCCAACAUGAGUCGAGCACACAGUGACAGCAACUUGUCUGCAAGUGCAGCAGAGCGGAUUCGGGAUUCAAAAAAGCGAUCCAAGCAGCGGAAGUUGCAGCAGAAGGCCUUACGCAAGAGGCAGCUGAAAGAGCAGAGGCAGGCUCGGAAGGAGCGGCUCAGUGGGCUCUUUCUUAACGAAGAAGUGCUGUCCUUGAAAGUGACUGAGGAAGACCAUGAAGCAGAUGUAGAUGUUUUGAUGUAAAAAGGGUGAAGUUAUCAACGUUCUUUCCAAGCAUUAUUUGUUUACAUGCAUCUUGACCAAGCUUUUGGUUAGGGCUGUGCUGAUGUACCAUUAAUAAUUUAGGCCAGUGGUUCUCAGCAGGUGGUCCCUGGAUCAUCGUCUUCAGCAUCACUUGAGAAGUUGUUAGAAAUGCAUACUAUGGGGCCCCACGCCAAACCUAGCGAAUCAGAAACCCUGGGGGAGAGGCCUAGCAUUGUAUUGUAACAAGCACCAGGUUAUUUUAUCCUGCAUGCUAGCUUUAAGAACCACUGAUUUAGUAAAUGUUGUUUUGACUAUUUAAACUUUAGGUUGGUUAAGUAGGCUUUUUCAAAUAUUAGUAAUUUUAAAGUUUAGAAGAUUUCAAGGUACUUCUGACAAGUAGUUUAUUAUGUCUGUAUAUGUAUAUGUGUAGAGAUCAUAAUUCAUUUUCCUUAAUGUUAUAAUUUCUUAGUUUAUAUUUUCUAAAGGGCCAUAGCAUAAUUCUCAAUUUCUUGUGGAAGUCUUUCUUUGAGGUUUUGGGGAUGGAAUGUGGAUUGCUAUCUACAAUAGUGCCUUCAUUAGGUUUAUUUCUAUCUGUUUUCAUUCAUUAUUAACUCAAAAGUGUAAAACCAGGCCCUAUUAUCUUUCUUGUUAGGUUUGUUUUUUUCUUUUCACUUUAUGUACAUUUAGUAUCCUUUUUGUAAGUGAUGACUACUGAGGAAAUAGUGUUACUAACAGCUGAAUUUUAGACUUGAUGCUAUGUUCAUUAAUAUUCAAAUGAGAAAGCAAUGAACAAAAUAACCCAUUCUACUCUUUCACUGCUUUCUAAAGUUUUAGGCUGUGAAACUGUCUGAAAGGCAGAAAAUAUCUCUUAAGUUCUUUUUGUGGGUCAUUUUUUUUUCCAGCACAGCUCUAAUUUUUAAAUAGUUGGUAUAAUAGCUUCUGGCAUGUGAACAGGUUAAUGUUCAAAAUUAACUAAAGGAAACCCUUACAGUUCUGUUAACCGUCCCUAUAAAUCUUUAAAAUACAUAGAGCAGUGAGAUAAUAGAAAAAACCUUAGCUUGUUGGCGGUUAAAAUAGAACUAAUUUUAAAUGUGAAAUUAUAGUUUCUUUAAUGCUUUUAUGGAGAGUUUGUUAUGAACAUUCGCAGUAGUGUGACUCCUUUUCUUCUACCACACAUCUUUAAUCAUUCAUAUGGAUUAAAGAAGUUGGAAACUAAUACUACUGACAAUCAAGCUGCUUUCUGACCUUCAUAAUUUUUAUUUUAUUGUAGAUAACUUUUGAAAGGUAAUUGUGAUACUAUAGGAGUUGCAGUCCAUAUCUUUAAAGCUAGAGUCAGAGGUUGAUGGGGAUUUCUACUUUUUUUAACUUAUUAUACCAAGUAACUUGUUAAGAUAAAGAUUAAUGGCUUAAAUUCUUAAUUUAAAGUUCUUAAUCUAAAUAUAAAGGCAUAACCUUUGCUUACAGUCAUGUGUUUUGAAAAUUUGAUUUCAUUUUGGUUCCUUGAAGGUUAAAGAAUUGAAACUGAGGAUAAAAAUUGAUAUAUUGCAGCUUUGCUGAGGCCUGUAACAUUUUGAAGACCAUUAAAUUCAUACUUUAAAAUGUUACUAAAAUUUAAGAAGUGUAUAUGUGUACUAGUAUAUGUUUAUCAGUUGGAAUAGUCUUUCUGACUUUCCUCUUACCUCCUCUUUGGUGCUCCUAACCAGCUUAGAGGGCCCAACGAGAGCUUGGGGAUAGACCCAAGAAUACUCUGAGGAAGGUGGAAGGGUCAACCUCCUUGUGUUUUCCUUUUCAAGUAUAGGGAGAGUAAAUGGAGAGAAGAAUAAAUACAGCUGAAUUCUCUAUUUGCUCUUAGCAAAAACAAAUUUCAGAGAAUGAUUGUUCUCUUCACUCUUCAAGGAAAACAGGCCCGUUUUGGAGACCGCAGAGCAGACUUGAUCUGUUAAAUACUUGGAAACAGUUUACUUGACAGUGACCAGUAAAAGAAAAUCCUAAACAGGGUUGUGAUGUAAUAAGACCAAUUCCUCUACUCUCCCAACAAUCACAUAGUCUUAUUACCUCAGAUUUAACGUAGGUCACUAUUAAACAAGUUUACCAAAGCACCACAAAGCCAAUUUUAAAAGUAUAUAAAGGUUUGAGAGUUUAUGGUAAAGUGUGCCAUGAAAUUUUGUGUAGAUCUGGAUGAACUGUCUUUACAGUACUAUAAAUUAAAGAUAACUCAUAAAGUUGGUUUGAAGGAGAUUGAAAUACUUCCUCCGAUUAAAACGAAAAAAAGUAACACAACUUGGGUUUGCUUAUGAUUAAAGAGGGAGAUUACAGUGUUCUCCAUCCCCCUUCAAAAAAACUCGGGAGAAAAAGACAAAAAGUCUUUGUUAACAUGUUAUUUUCUUGUUCUGUUUUAAUGCCUUAUGUAGAUAAUGUAAGUUUGAAUUACUUCUUUCUUGGAAUAAGUAAUUUAUUCAAUCUGGUAUAUCUCUGAGUUCAAUUCAAAAGAAACCCAGCUCUGUUUUUUUUUUUUUUUCUUUUAAGCCCUAACUAAGCCUUGUUAUCGGAGAACAUGAUAAAGUCCCCUCAGAUUUAUCCAGAAACAUUUUAUUAGAGAUCUUGUAUAUAUGUCAUUAUAUCUCAAUAAAAUGGAAAAAAAGAGAUAUCAUAGAAGUCUGUCAGUCCCCACUACAGCUUUUUAAAGUAUGAAUCUUGAGUUAAACAAAAUGGCAUGUCUUUUUCUACAGUAUCUCAAUGGAAUUAAAGUAAGGUGGUAUAGUUUAAGACAUAGUGGAGUGUAAAGGGCUAGUUCAUUCUGUCCCAACAAGAACUUAAAGUAACACCUUUUUGCUUUCAUAAGACUUGUCUCAUUUUUUGUUAAGCUGUGGUGGUUUUGUCCAUUUCCUGUCUUUAUUAUUAAGUUAAUAUUGCUGAUGAAUUAAUCACAGAAACUGACUUACCAUUUAUGGAUUCGGUAGACAUCUCAUUUUAUAGUUUUUAAAUGUGCUAAAUCCCCUCAUAAAGGAAAAAUUCAAAGAACCUAUAGUAUAAAGGUAUCCAGAUUCUGAUGAGCUUUAAAAACUGUGAAAUUUAUCAAAUGUGUUAAUAUUUAGGCUAAAAAUGUUAGUUGCUAGUAACUAACAACUAUAGAAGUCUUGUUUCUAGAUUCUCUAGCAGAGAUUUUUGUUCAUGGCUCACUCUAUAUAGCCUCAUGUGCCUUAAAGGUGAACUCUACUUUUUUGUCAAUAUCAAGCUUUUCCAAACUAAGAAAUAAUCUGAAUGUUAUAAUUAAUUUUAUAAAAUGCCCAUGCUGUUGGAUAUCAGUAAGCAAAGCCAUUAAAUUGAACCAAUAAAUUGGUAAUAACUUGUAUAAAAAAAAACACCUUCAGAUUUUAAAUUUCAUUUGCCUAACUUUGUUUUGGCCCAUCUAGGUCAUUGAAGAACAUUGAAAGUUAUCUAAAACAUAGCUUAAUAUAUUCUUUUAUUGCCCCCACCCCCACCCCCUGAAGAAUGUCAUAAGCCAAAAUACUUUUUAAAACCAGAUAAUUCUUUAAUAUCUGGAAAGAUAAUUUUUAAUGCAAAAGUACUUCCAGAACAGAGAUUAUAUAGCAAGUUUAUUCUUUUGUUAACUUUAGGGAUUCUUUGCAUUUAUUUGUGUAAUAGCCGGAACACUCCUCUCUCCUUUAACAAAUCACCUUUUAGCACUCCUAUCUCCAAGAAAAAUGUUUGUUUGGAAUUGGAAGGGAGUUAUUUAAAGUUAGUUUAUAGUUUUAGAGGGUUAUUAGGAAAAUUCCAAGUUGCAUUUAAAUAAUAGUAUUAAUGGUAAGCACACUGACAUUCAACAUGUCUAAACUUAGAGGUAAAUUUAAUCCUUAAAAGGACUAUUAGUUAGAAAAUAAGUAUUUGUAUAUACAUGGACUGUGGUAACUUUGGAUUUGUUUUAAGUCUGACAAAGUAAGAUAAAUUUUGUCUUUAUAAUGAAAUUAUGUUAAAUGGGUAAGAAGCAUCUGAGAGGUAUUUAGACCUAGGCAUCUCUGUCAGCAUAGUAUCUGGAGCAUACCGCCGCCUUAGAACGCUUAAUUCUUAUUUCUUUGGAAAAUAAUUUACUUAUUCCAAAAGGCGUAGAAGGAACUCAAAUUCCUCUAAUUAGCUGGAUAUUAAGAGUAAGGAAGUUGCAUGGUAUAGCUGAAGAUCUGAGUUCAUUCAUUGACAGUUUAUUUUCAUUUUUUUUUUCUGAUAACAUUUUCAGCCCCCUCACGAUUAUAUUUUAAAUUAAGGUUAUUAAUGUUUUAACCUAGUUCACGUUAUGGUAAAUUAAUUUUUAAUUGACAUUCAUAUUGAACUCAGAAAAACUGGUUUGGUCUUCUCAGACUUUAAUAUGUAGUACUUUUUCUUUAUUGUCAAGUUUCGAUGUUGCAUCUUUGGUCAGUGGAAUCUAUGGAAAUAUGUGUUCUUUCUUUGUGGUAAGGGAUGCGAGUGGAAAAGAGGAGAAUUGCUCUAAUUAUACUUAGGCAUUUUGACUAUAUAACGAUAGUUGUAGACUUAAUCUGUAUAAAUGACAAGUUAAUAUUUACAUAUUCUGAAUUGUUCUAAGGAACAGUGGCCCGAAACCAUGGCUUGUUUUGUGGAGCUGCUUGAUCUUUAAUGGUAGUUGACCAGUUGGAUUUAAGUUGAAGUUUUGGGGUACGUUAUCUAGCUCAGGCUUUUAGGAAUAGAGCAGACCAGGUCUGCUCCUGUAGUGGAUCAAUUUAAUUUUAAUUUCCUUUUUAAGUACUCUAAUUUAGAUAUAGGUAUUAUCCAUUCUGAAUCUUUGUGUUGGGAGUUUUAUAAGACUGUUGUCAAAAGCUAUUAAGGAUAAACACAAGUAUAUGUGAAGCAUUUCACAGAUAGUUAAAAUUUUCCUUUUUUUGGUUUCAAAGGUUAGUUCUAUAGUGUCAAUAUCAUAACCAAAGCAAGUAGGAAUUUGACUCAUUUGGAGACUCUUCAAGUAGUCUUAAAUGGUGUAAUAUAUCAGAUUGUUAACCAGGAUUUUUUUCCUGUGUUUCUGCUAAAUGUAUUAUUAUAUUAAUGCACUUUUGUAUAUAACUGUCUUCUGUACAUUCUGUACUUAUUACAGUGGACAUAAGAUUUUUCCUGAAGCUGUGAGGGAAAAACAAUAGGUGUAACACAAGUCAUUUCAAUUUUGAGUUCCUUCUUGUACUUGAAAUUAGUAGUUCAGUAUUUAAAUCUAAAUGAGUAUGUAUGGUUGUAAUGAAAACUGGCAGUGUGACAGAACUGUCUUUUGAAACAAUAUCAGAAUGAAAAGCGUUGUUUUGGUUAUUAAGAACUCUUGUAAUAUGUUAAUUUUUUAUGUACCAUGAGUUUUUAUAAAUUCCAGUGCUGCUGAAUCCACUCCUUGUCAUAUUCCAUCCCAGUACACUUAUCAAGAGAGAAGAAUUGCUCUCAAUUUAUUUUGCUCACAGUUUGGUUAAGGCUUCAUAAACUUUUGUUUUGUAAAAGCCUCAAUUUCUCAAAUUUCAUUGGCAAAUUAUUUUCUUCUGGAAAGAUCAGAUUUCUAUAGAGAUUAGCAUUCACAGUAAGUGAAAAUUAGGUCUAACUUUUAUUUACAAAAAUCAGAUCUAUUUUCCUUAUAUAUUGAUCUAGAAUCUUUUAAAGUUACAAUUAUAUAAAAGAAAUGGCUGUGAGCAGUUUUAUAUAUAGAUACAGAAGCAAUUCGGCUUUUCAGCAGCAACUUUCUCUCUUGCCACUAGAGGGAGGUGGUUGCUCGCUCCUUCAGAAAAUGUCUUAGCUGCUUUUCUUUUGUUUUUAAUUUUAGAGGUUGAAAUCAACCUCAGUCUCAAAACUCCUUUUGUGAUAUUAAAUUCUUUCAUUUAUUAGUCCAAGGUGAGUUAAUUAAGCUUGUGUAAUAAAGCCUGUCUUAUUCAUGCUUUUCCAUAAUCUUCAGUGUUUAAUAAAUGUUAGAUAUUACUUGAAA